This is a messenger RNA of Musca vetustissima, 1677 nucleotides long. RefSeq lists its product as uncharacterized. The coding region runs from base 1 to 1677 and encodes 558 amino acids. Gene Ontology annotation, biological process: fatty-acyl-CoA biosynthetic process; long-chain fatty acid metabolic process. NCBI's taxonomy places the organism in Eukaryota, Metazoa, Arthropoda, Insecta, Diptera, Muscidae. Gene Ontology annotation, molecular function: long-chain fatty acid-CoA ligase activity. The record is from RefSeq and is a predicted model, not a curated record. The transcript is spliced from 4 exons.
AUGUUGCAUCCAUUAGCGGCCACCUAUUACGAUCCGGAACAGAAGAUAUGGUCUGGACCACAACGCAAGGAUUUGUAUAAUAACGAAAUAACCUUGGGUGAAGUCAUCUUUGAAGCUCUCGCAAAACACCCACAAAAAAUUAUACAAAUUCAUGAUGUCAGUGGUGUGAAGUUGACGUGCGCAGAGUUGCUGCAUCACGCCAAGGUACUGGCCAGGAAUCUGCUGAAAUUGGAUUUAAAAGUUGGUGAUGUAAUUGGCUUAUAUGCCAGCAAUUGGACACAUACAACGACAUUGAUGUUGGCCUCAUUUCUGUGCGGAACUCCGGUAAAUGCACUGUAUCCAGCAUUUGAUAAAGAAAAUGUGGCCUUGAUCUAUAAGAUAACACGUCCGAAAUUGAUAUUCUGUGAUGUGGAAAAUUAUCAAAUUGCCCAAGAAGUGAAUCGUGAAUUAAAUUUAGAUGCCUUAAUUUUCAUAAUGAACGAUAAUGAAGGAGUCAAGGGUUUGGAUUUCGACCCACCAAAAUUAAAGAUUUUUUAUAAAUUUUUUAUUUUCAGAUAUCCUUGCUUCAAUCUCAAGGGUGAUGACACCGCCAUAAUUAUAUGCUCAUCUGGUACCACAGGCACUCCAAAGGGUGUACGAUGUUCUCAUCGUGCUUUUCUCAAUCAGAAUGUUUUUGUAACGCUCAAAACGGAAUCGGUGAUAUGCAGCUUCAGCACUUUAUAUUGGAUAUCAGGAGCAUUUAGCUUAAUUUCCUCUUUAAUAACUGCUGCGAUGCGAAUUGUGACCACUCAACCUUAUUCCCCGCAAUAUUUUCUCGAUUUGGUACGACGUUAUAGGAUUUCGCAUUUCCUUGGUGGUGGUAAUUUCAUGGCCGAAUUAAUUAUGCACACCAAUGAAAGGGAGAUACAAAAAAGCUUAGAAUCCAUUGAUACCUUGCUGAUUGGUGGUGCCAAAGUACUACAGGCUGUGCAGGAAAAAAUGAAUUCCAUUUUGGCCUGCAAUGCACAUAGGCCUGGAUUUUGUGUUGCCUAUGGUAUGUCCGAGUUAUCAGGUAUGCUGAGUAUUAAUGGUGGUUAUGUAAUGCAGCGGCGGGAAGGGUCCGAGGGUAAGCUAGUGGCCAAUAAGCAUGUGCGAAUAAUCGACAAAAAAGGCAUGAACUUGGGACCCAAUGAACAUGGUGAAAUAUGUAUUCUGACACCGUAUACCUGGUUCGGCUAUGUCGAUAAUCCUGAAGCAACGAGAAAAGCUUUACCCGACAAUUGGCUACACACUGGUGAUAUUGGCUAUUUCGAUGAUGACGGGUAUUUGCAUGUUUGUGCCCGCGACAAUGAUGUCUUCAAAUCGAGAAAUUUUCAAAUUUAUCCACAGCUAAUAGAAGAGGUGGUAUGUCGCAUAGCCGGUGUGGCUGAAUGUUGUGUUUUUGGUAUACCCGAUUUUGUGGCGUCCCAUUUGACGGCUUGUGUUGUGGUUCGUCUGAAAAAUGCCGAUGGUCUGAAAUUAACCACCAAGGAAAUCGAUCAACAUGUUAAGGCGCACAUGGGUAGCAUGUAUCAUUUGAGUGGUGGUGUUUAUUUCAUUGAUGCAAUACCAAAGACGGGAUCGGGAAAGGCUCAGCGAAGAAAAGUGUUGGAACUUGUAAUGGCAAUGAAAAAGCAAGGAGAUGAUAAGCUGCAAUAA